Molecule: messenger RNA, 861 nt
Organism: Notodromas monacha
Lineage: Eukaryota; Metazoa; Arthropoda; Ostracoda; Podocopida; Cyprididae
Source: the annotation of a GenBank genome assembly
CUCAGGUAUUUCGACAACAAGGUGUUUGUGGCCCUGGCCCGUGGCACCCUGAACGUGUACUCCAGGGACCACAACGGCACAGGCACCACGUGGAACGUGAGUGACCCCGACGAGGUGCAACUCGGCGCCUCGGUGUCUCGUCUGGCCACCGUCGGCUCCAACAAGCUCUGGUGCGGCUGCAUGAACCACAUCCACAUCCUCAACACGUCCACCCUCGAAGUCGAGCAUUCAAUCACAUUGCACCAGGACCCGAACAAGGGUGUAGCGUGUCUGGCGGCGUCGGGUUUCGGGGUGUGGGUGGCGCUCAAUGGUGCUUCCUCAGUGCGGUUGUACCACGCCACCACCCACGAGCUCCUCUCGGAGGUCAACGCGGGUCCUGCUGUUGCCAAAAUGCUCUCCAGUUCUGAUGAUAUCAUUCGCCAGCACAAAGCUGCGUGCCUUAGAGUGACUUCCUUGCUGUGCUGCAAGGACCUUCUCUGGGUAGGAACGAGUGCUGGAGUGGUGCUGGUUGUUCCCCUGCCACACAUGACUGCAACAACUGUAAAACUUCAACAAGCCCUCAACAUCACUGCGUCACCGAUGAAGUUCGUGGUUCCGUCCAGGAGUUUCAAGGGCGGCAACAGCAGUGCCACCAGUUUCAGCGGCGGUGGAGGCUCCAACACAGCCCCGAGCGGCGCCGGCAAAGACCAGCAGUACCACCUGCGUCACCACCACCAUCACCACCACUACUACGGCGCCCCCACAGCUGGCCCAGGUGGACCCCUGGCAUCGUCCACCAGUGACGCCUCUGGUGGCGCCAGUCCAGGGGAACCGUGGGGCCGGCCGCGGCGCGUAAACCACGGGUUAGUCAGGUACGACUAA